AUGAGUUCACGGCAGGAUGAAUACCCAGGUUCCGACAGGGACCGUCUGCAGGCAGACUCCCAAGCCGAAUCCCAGCGCGGCCGUCCAGGCCGUCCGUCCUCGACAUCACCUCAGACGCAAAUGUCUGCCAACGGACUCGGCCUUUCAAUAUACUGGGAACAACCAUAUGCCCAGUCCAACAGCUCUGGUGGUCCCGAAUCCCCGAUUGAUCCUUCUGCACUGCAAUUCGCCCUCCCGCCCGAUAUCAAUCAACCCCUACCGAUACCGCGCUUGAACUCCCCCUCUCUUGACUCUCUUGACCGGCCUUCGCCGUACUUCGAUGAGGCCACGAACCCCGACUACUACGAGGAUAGGGUGCCGCUUACGUCCAGAGCACAACCCAUAUCUGGGUCGCUCAGCGCAAAUACAGAUGAGGCUCAACGAAGAGACAGUUUCCAGACUGUAUCCGAUAUCGACAACACUCCUUCGAGGCCUCGAGACGCCAGAUCACUCGGCUACGAUUUGGAUUCCGGCGGUCGUCGCCCGAGUUAUGGAGCAACACUCAGUCCUGGAGGGGAGCAUAGACGCUCUCGCUCACCCUCUACUGCCAGCGCACUCUACAGAGCUGGCUCCAUUAUGCGAGCCAUGUCUCAGCGUGUGGUCAACAUUAGCGGCGAGGGCGAGCUUGUGGACCACAGGGUAUCAAGGAGCCGCUCCCCGUCCCCGGCAUCAAAUCGCCGCCAGCAGUUACACACCUCUGCCCAGAUGUUCACCGACCCUUUGUACCACUCUCAUGCCUCCCACGUACCUGAGAAGGCCCCUCAGCCGGAAAACGUGUUCGCCGACCCCCCUCCGCCUAUCCAUCCUCGGGUGCCAAUGAAGAAUCCGCUAAAGGGGAAGUCGUUGGGUAUCUUCCCUCCUGACCACCCGAUUCGUACCAAGCUUUGCGACCUUCUGGUCCAUCCUUUCACCGAGCCCUUUAUUCUCAUCCUCAUCAUCCUGCAAGCCAGUCUCCUGGCUGUAGAAUCAGCACCAGAUGUCUUCACUGAUCCACGGCCUGCAACAUGGGGAGUCACAUGGAUUGACUGGGCAAUGCUGGUUCUCUUCAUUGUAUUCACCCUCGAGUUGAUCGCUCGCAUAUUAGUCUCGGGCUUCCUUUUAAACGCCUCGGAGUACAGCACCAUUGAUCGCCAAAAGGGUGUACGAGCGGCAGUUGUCGAGCAGUACAGGAACAUCUUCCAGCCUCAGCGACAAAAGUCCGUCAAGACGCCACGGCAAAUUAAUCUCGGCCCCUCUGCGUUCCAGCGAUCAUUCACUGUCAUGCAGGGCCAAACGCUGCCCCAGACCGUCGAGGAGCAGCAGAGGUUUCAGCUUGCCCGUAGAGCCUUCCUGCGACACUCGUUCAACCGAUUGGACUUCCUCGCCGUGGUUGCCUACUGGAUCUCUUUUGCACUCAGAAUCACCGGAAUCGAAAGCGAGAGGCAUCUAUACGUCUUUCGGAUGAUUGCUUGCUUGCGCAUCUUGAGGUUGCUGGCCUUGACGAAUGGCACGGCGAUUAUCCUCAGAAGUCUCAAGAAGGCAGCGCCGCUGCUUGUCCGGGUGGCUUUCCUCAUCGCUUUCUUUUGGAUUCUGUUUGCCAUCAUUGGAGUGCAAAGCUUUAAAGCUAGUUUGAGUCGGCAGUGUGUUUGGCUUGACCCAACAGACCCGACCAAUAAGGAGAAGUCCUUCACGAAUGAACUGCAAUUUUGCGGUGGUUUUCUCGAUAACGUUACGGGCGAGAGUAUGCCUUGGGUUUUCCCGGCAGACCCCAAUAUCCUGAGCAAUUUCACAAACGGGAGCAUGGCUGGCAAAGGCUUCCUUUGCCCUCGUGGCUCAAUAUGCCUCCAACAAGAGAACCCAUACAAUGGCACAGUCAGCUUCGACAACAUUCUCCAGUCGUUGGAGAUGGUUUUCAUUAUCAUCAGUUCCAAUACCUUCACCGACAUCAUGUACUAUACGACCAACUCCGAUUACCUGCCCGCCGCCCUCUUCUUUGGCGCUGGCAUCAUGAUCCUUAUGCUGUGGCUCGUGAACUUGCUCAUUGCCGUCAUUACGUCUUCUUUCCAAGUCAUCCGGGAAGAGAGCAAGGCGAGUGCGUUUACAGCGACCGAGGAGCCCUUGAUGCCCGAAUCCGUGGACGAACCACCCCCCAGAGUGUCUGCCCUGCAGCGAAUUUGCGUCAAGACAUCGCUGCUUUGGAAUGCAGUCAUUACUUUUGGCUUGUUGGCCCAAUGCUUCCGAAGUUCCAGAAUGUCGGAUAGUCGUGAACGGUUUAUCAACUCUGUCGAAGUUUAUGUUACACUGAUACUGGAUGUUGAGAUUAUUAUGCGCAUUGCUGCUGGCUGGCGCACCUUUCACAAGAGCAAACGCAACCUCAUCGACCUGGGUCUGGCAGUCAUCACGACCAUCAUCCUAAUACCGCCAAUCCGCAACUCCGGGGAGACAUACGCCUGGUUGACCGUCUUCCAAAUCGUGCGAGUCUACCGACUUGUCUUGGCUGUGCCGAUGACUCGAAAAUUGAUUGUCAUGGUCCUUGGGAAUUCCAAUGGUAUCGCCAACCUGAUGCUUUUCGUAUUUCUCAUUACGUUCCUGAUGGCUAUUCUUGCGGCUCAACUAUUCAGGGGCGAAAUACCGAAGCACGACGACGAUGGUAACCUCAACGAGAUCUCCUUUUUCACCAUUUACAACUCUUUUCUUGGCAUGUAUCAGAUCUUGUCGAGCGAGAACUGGACCUCAAUGCUUUACAAUGUUACUUCUUAUAUGAACGAACACGAUACAGGCUGGAUAGGCGCAGUUUUCUUGGUUGGCUGGUUCAUCCUAUCAUUUCUGAUUCUCGUCAAUAUGUUCAUUGCUGUUAUCCAAGAGAACUUCGACGUAUCAGAAGAUGAGAAGCGCCUUGAGCAGGUCAAGGCUUUCCUUCAAAGGAAGGAGUUGGGCAAGUCAUCCAGCAGUCUCACCUUGUCAAAUAUCUUUACUUUUGGUAAAGCGAGACGAAGAAAAGACCCUCUGGAUUACGGACCUGCCAUGAUGGAAAUGCUCUUGAAGGAUGCUGUGGUUCACGAGUUCCUCGACGACGCUGCUGACUUACCACAAGACAGUACCAACGAAGAACAGUCGCCUACAAGAGCUCAAACCCCUCAUGUCGGCGAGGUUAGGCCUGGGUUUCUAUCGUACACGUGGGGAAAGUUCAAGUCAGCGUUCAGCAGCAAAGAUCCAAAUCCGUUUUACUCGAAUCUCCGAUUCGAUGGACCAAAUGACACUCUUGACCCGCGCCAAAUGGCACGGCAAGCCGUCUCGGCUACGUCUGCCCGCAAAAAAGCCCAGCGCGAUUACCUCUCUAGGCACCCUAGUUACAACAACUCCCUGUUCAUUUUCACACCUCAUAACCCUAUUCGACGAUUCUGUCAAAGAAUCGUAGGGCCGGGAAGAGGAAAUGAGAGAUUUGAGGGCGUCGAGCCAAACAAGAUUGCCUGGUAUGCUACUUCUGCGUUCAUAUACGCUUGUAUUGUUGCCAUGGUCGUCCUCGCGUGUGUCACAACACCACUCUACCAGAAACAAUACCAGGCAGCACACCCCGAGUUCAGCAUAACGUUUUGGUACGUCUGGACAGAUCUGGCUUUUGCCGUGGUCUUUUCAGUUGAAGCUGUUAUCAAGGUUAUUGCUGAUGGCUUCUUCUUCACGCCCAACGCCUACUACCGCAGCUCGUGGGGCUUCAUUGAUGGCAUUGUCCUCGUUACCCUGCUGGUCAAUGUCGGCACUUUACUCGCUAACGACGGUGCUGUUUCCAGAGCCAUUGGUGCUUUCAAGGCGCUUCGUGCUCUACGUCUGCUCAAUGUCAGCGACAGCACCAGAGAUACCUUCCACUCGCUCAUCAUUGUGGGCGGCUGGAAGAUCCUGAGUGCCGCUUUUGUCUCGAUAUCGCUGCUGAUCCCCUUCGCCAUAUAUGGACUUAACCUUUUCAACGGCCAAAUGAUAUCCUGCAACGACGGCGACGAUUCAAUCGUGCGCAUUUCCGAGUGCUUCGGCGAGUACAACAGCACACCAUUCAAUAACGACUGGCCGAUGUUGGCACCUCGCGUUCCAGCCAAUUCCUAUUUCAGCUUUGAUGACUUCGCUUCUUCCCUUUUCGUCCUCUUCCAGAUUGUUAGUCAGGAAGGGUGGGUCGAUGUCAUGUUUGCUGCGCAGGCAGUUACGGGGCGCGGAUUCCAGCCUAAGGAGCUUAACCGUCAGGGCAACGCUAUGUUCUUCGUCGUGUUCAACCUACUGGCGACCGUUUUUGUCCUCACGCUGUUCAUCUCAGUCUUCAUGCGCAACUAUACUGAGCAGACGGGUGUCGCUUUUCUGACCGCGGAGCAAAGGUCCUGGCUCGAAUUGCGGAAGCUCUUGCGACAGAUUUCUCCAUCUAAGAGCUCCUAUAACGAAUCAGAAAAGACAUGGAAGAAAUGGUGCCACAAGCGCGCCAUCGAAAAAAGGGGGAAAUGGUAUACAGCUGUCACCUAUGUCUUGAUCUUCCAUCUGUUGUUGCUUCUCCUCGAAUACCACGGCGAACCACAAUGGUGGACGGACUCCCGCGACGGGAUUUUCCUGGCGUUCACCCUCGUCUACAUGGCCAACAUUGCCAUUCGCAUCACCGGUCUUGGCUGGGCACGCUUCCGAAGGAGCUCUUGGGACCUGUACUCGCUGGUGGUCGUCGCAGGUGCGUUCGUCUCUACGGCUGUUCUUAUCAUCAGUAGGAACAGCGACACCUACGUACAGCUUCACAAAUUCUUCCUUGUCGCUAUCCUUCUGUUGCUCAUUCCCCGAAACGAUGCCUUGGACCAGCUGUUCAAGACAGCCGCGGCCAGCUUGACGACAAUUGGCAACCUGCUCGCUACCUGGCUCGUCUUUUUUCUCGUCUUCGCCAUUGCCCUGACGCAGGCAUUCAGUCUGACACGCUUCGGUGAGAACGAGGAAGCCAACAUCAACUUCCGCAGCGUGCCCAACGCAUUGAUUCUGCUGUUCCGGAUGAGUUGCGGUGAAGGUUGGAACCAGGUCAUGGAGGACUACGCUACUAUCGAGCCGCCGCUGUGCGUUGACAAUCCCGACUUCUUCGACAGUGACUGUGGUAGCAAGCCCUGGGCUCGGUUCCUCUUCGUCGCGUGGAAUAUUUUGAGCAUGUACAUCUUUGUCAAUUUGUUUGUGUCUCUCAUCUACGAGAGUUUCAGUUAUGUCUACCAACGGUCUAGUGGACUGGCAGCUGUGGACCGUGACGAGAUUAGGCGCUUCAAGGAAGCCUGGCGAAGCGUUGAUCCCGCCGGAACCGGAUUUAUCAGCAAGGAAGCGUUCCCAAGACUUCUGGGAGAACUUUCCGGGGUAUUCGAGAUGCGCAUCUACGAUGCCGAUGAUUCGGUAAGGCAAAUAUUGGAGGAUGUUCGCAAUGAUGCCGCAACAUCGGGAGCGCGCCACAUGUCCAUUGGUUCUAUGAGCAACUGCAGCGCCGGAAUUGACAUCCAACGGUUGAACAGGCGACUGGCUCAGAUUGACGUUGUCAAGGUCCGCGAGCGCCGUCGACGGUUCAAUAUUUUCUUUGAGGAAGUCAUGGUUUCCGCGGAUCCUGACAAGGGAAUAUCCUUUACUUCUGUCCUGAUGAUCCUGGCUCACUAUAAUAUCAUCAACGACAGCAAGAGCUUGAAGUAUGCCCUUGUUCUAUAUUCGAUGUUGGAAGAGUUCUUGCGAAGACGUGCCAGACUUCAGAGAGUGGAAGAGGAAGUCCGUCGUCGAGUGGUCCUUGGCUUCUUCGACACUCUGUACUGGACACGCAAGUUCAAGAAGCAUAUCGACAUGAGAAAGUCGGCGAGGAUGACAGCCAUUCCCCAGCUUGACAUUCCUCAUAUCCUCGUAGAUGACGACGAGGUCCGGCGCAAGUCUUCGCCAGUAGCAGGAACAGGCCAGACGCGGUCAGCGUUGCUGACGGUGGACGAUGCGAACAAAGCAUCUCACAAGAGCUGGUCGGGACCCGGGCCAUCGGACAUACCGUCCGACGACUAUCAACACCCCCUCAGUCUUGCAAGGUCCGGCACGACAACACCAGGUCAUCAAUCGACACAUUCCGCCUUCAGCUUUGAGUUGCAGGAGGGAGGGCAGACCUCGGGCCAGAGCAGCCGGCGGGGCAGUGCUGUUAGUCCAGUACAGAGUCCCGUCAGCCCCGCCCAAGUCAGCAACAUGCUGGAUGACUCGAUCUGGCUUGAGAGUAUUCGGAGAACUGCAACAGUCCGAAAAUCGGUCCGAAAAUCUGAUUGGGGCAGAUGA
Messenger RNA from Colletotrichum navitas, 6306 nucleotides. RefSeq names its product ion transporter. Gene Ontology annotation, molecular function: calcium ion binding; high voltage-gated calcium channel activity. The coding region runs from base 1 to 6306 and encodes 2101 amino acids. The record is from RefSeq and is a predicted model, not a curated record. The transcript has 5 exons. Gene Ontology annotation, cellular component: membrane; voltage-gated calcium channel complex. Gene Ontology annotation, biological process: calcium ion import across plasma membrane. NCBI's taxonomy places the organism in Eukaryota, Fungi, Ascomycota, Sordariomycetes, Glomerellales, Glomerellaceae.